Messenger RNA from Dufourea novaeangliae, 1817 nucleotides. RefSeq names its product folylpolyglutamate synthase, mitochondrial-like (gene Fpgs1). Gene Ontology annotation, molecular function: tetrahydrofolylpolyglutamate synthase activity; ATP binding. Gene Ontology annotation, biological process: tetrahydrofolylpolyglutamate biosynthetic process. Gene Ontology annotation, cellular component: mitochondrion; cytoplasm; cytosol. Lineage: Eukaryota; Metazoa; Arthropoda; Insecta; Hymenoptera; Halictidae. The transcript is spliced from 4 exons. The record is from RefSeq and is a predicted model, not a curated record. The coding region runs from base 288 to 1802 and encodes 504 amino acids.
CCAUUUUUCAUUCACCGUUUGUCUCAAUUACUUAAAACCACAUGGUUGAUAUUUAAAUUUAAUAAAUUACGUAAAUGAUACCAUGUUAUGAUUUCCUGCUUAUCAUUUUGCGCGUGAUUACACAACCAAUGUAUAUAGAUGUUUAUUCUAUGGAACAGAAUUAUGCAAAAUACUGUAAUCCAACGCUAUGUCUGCUCUUUACCAAGCUACGAGGUAACUUUAUGUAAUGUUUGUUUAGUAUAGUUAUAUGUUUGAAGUAGUGAAUUUUUCACAUUAUACAUGUAAUUAUGGAACAAAAAGUCAAUCAUAAUUAUUGCUACAAGAGCUCUUAUAAGGCUGCUUUACAAGCAUUGCAUGGUUUACAAAGCAAUGCUGAAUAUUUGAAUUUAGCAACACAAAAUAAUUGUAAUGAUUCUUGUAAAAUUACUGAUACAAGAAAGUAUCUGCUUCGAACUGGCAUUACUCUUGAGAAGUUGGAUACUUUGUCUGUUAUUCAUGUAGCAGGUACUAAAGGGAAAGGUUCUGCUUGUGCGUACACAGAAGCUAUUUUACGUGAACAUGGCUAUAAUACAGGAUUUUUUAGUUCUCCCCAUUUAAUUAGUGUAAGGGAACGCAUAAAAAUAAAUGGACAAUCAUUAAGUCAAUUACUCUUUGCUGAAUACUUUUGGAAAGUGUAUGAGAAACUGGAGAGUACAAAGGAGCAUGAAUCUGAUAUGCCUAUGUAUUUUAAGUUUUUAACAAUUUUAAUGUUUAACAUAUUUUUAGACUUGAAUGUUGAUGUUGCUAUAAUUGAAGUUGGAAUUGGGGGACUAAAGGAUUCCACAAAUAUUGUAAGAAAUCCUGUAUGCGUGGGUAUAAGUAGUUUAGCAAUGGAUCAUACAUCCUUACUAGGUAAUACUCUAGAGGAUAUAGCUUAUCAGAAGUCUGGGAUUUUUAAACCAAAAACUAUUGCAUUCUCUGUUCCCCAACUUCCACUAGCAAUGCAUGUACUAGAAAAAAGAUCAGUUGAAGAAAAUUGUACACUGCACAUUAUACCUCCUUUUGAGGAGUAUACAUGGGAAAAUCUGUCACCUAUUUUGAAAAUAAGAAACCAUGUUCAGAAGCAAAAUGCAUCAUUGGCUAUUCAAAUGGCUACUACAUGGAUUAUGGUUGAAGGCAAUAAAAGUCCAUCUGUUGUGUAUAAUACUGUGCAGACUAACAAAGUUAGCUACAUAUAUAACAACUAUGUACAGCAAACAAAUUUAUCAAAGAUUGUGUCCAUGGACAAAAUUGCAAUGGGUUUAGCUUCCUGUAACUGGCCUGGUAGAAUGCAAAUUUUAAGAAGUAGUAUUGCUGAUUUUUAUUUAGAUGGUGCGCAUACAACUGAAAGUAUUGAGAGUUGCAUUUCGUGGUUUAAUGAUGUAACCAAUAGACGUAGAGGAAAAAAGAGUUUGAUCUUUAAUGUUACUGGAAAUCGAGAUUCAACUAAACUAAUGAUACCUUUGAAAUCUCUACAUUUUGAGAAUGCAUAUUUUGUACCAAAUUAUGCGGGAGUUGAAAGUAUAGACGAUGCUUUCAAUCGUUUUAGAAUGGACGAACAAAAACUUAAAUGUUUAAAAAAUUCCGAAUUCUGGGGAGCAGGUUCAGUAAUUGCAAAUAGUGUUUCUGAGGUUUUGCGGGAGAUAAAAAAGGACACUUCAAAACAUCAAGUUACUUGCAAUAACGAUGAGAAACAUCAAGUUCUCGUAACAGGAUCAUUACAUUUAGUAGGUGCGGUUCUUGCUGUAUUAGACCCAGAUUUAACAAUGAAUACACAAUUUUAAUGGGUUUAAUUAUUA